Molecule: messenger RNA, 689 nt
Organism: Porites evermanni
Lineage: Eukaryota; Metazoa; Cnidaria; Anthozoa; Scleractinia; Poritidae
Source: the annotation of a GenBank genome assembly
AUAGUACGUUCCAGAGAAUUCUGGCCAACUUGCAGAGAAAACUGGGAAAACAAAGACUACUUCGUGAAUCUACGUAUUGACAAGGAAACGUUCUUGUUAAUAACCGAAAAAUUGGCACCUUAUAUUCACCGGGAAUCAACAAGACUGAGGCAAUCUAUACGUGACAAUGAGAGAGUAGCUAUGGCAUUAUGGAGGUACGAAACCGGAGACUCGUCUUGGACAAUCUCCUAGAUGUUUGGAGUUGCAGAGUCCACAUGUACAGAAGCAUGUCUUGAAGUAGUUUUGGUGUUCUAGACUCAUGAAGAGCUUAAAAAACAUGCUGAACUUUUUCAUAGAGGAUGUGGCUUUCCUAUGUGUAAAGGAGGAAGAAUUAAAACCCACAUCUCAAUAUGUGGUUUGUCUGGAAGAAGGAAGCUCUAAUGGUGUUUCAAAGGUUUUUUUUUAUUCUCUUGUGUUACAAAUAGUUGCUGGGGCUGAUUAUAGAAUUGUUGCAGGAACAAUGGGUUAUGCAGGAUUCAUGGUUAUCCCAUGAUUCAACAAUAAUGAAAAAACCCUCUUUCUGGAAAAACAGAGAGAACAUUUUUACACCUGGAGCAAGAGUUAUCGAGGGUGUAGAAGUCCCAUAUCUUGAAACUGGAGAUUCAGGUUCUCCAAUUACGAGGUCAAUGAAGCCUUACACACACAACUGA